This is a messenger RNA of Papaver somniferum (opium poppy), 1879 nucleotides long. RefSeq names its product adenine nucleotide transporter BT1, chloroplastic/mitochondrial-like. Lineage: Eukaryota; Viridiplantae; Streptophyta; Magnoliopsida; Ranunculales; Papaveraceae. The coding region runs from base 301 to 1575 and encodes 424 amino acids. Gene Ontology annotation, biological process: transmembrane transport. The record is from RefSeq and is a predicted model, not a curated record. The transcript has 4 exons.
UCGAGACAAUCAAAAAAAUAAAAUUAAAAAGGAAAAAAAAGUUCUCAAUUUUUGUGCGGGUGAAGGAGAAGGAGAAGCAAACAGAGUCCCCCCAAACCCUGAUUCUGCUAUUUUUCUUCUCCAAAACCACCCCCCUUUACUCAGAUUAAUCCGUUACUGCAAUAAAAACCGGUCCUUUUUCAGGUUCAGAUGGAACAAAUAGGCAUAAUAGCUUGAAUACACUGAACAACCCCAAGGUUUAGGUUCAGAGAAAGUUUGUUGCAGCUCUUGUUAUUCACAAGAAGGUUGGUUGGGGAAUCAAUGGCUAAGAAUAGAAUACAAGUUGCUGAAGGUGGUUUUGGCAAGAAAAAGGAUGGGUUUUUGUCAUUUAGUUCAGAGAUAAGUGGUAGUGGUGGUCUUGAAUGGAGUUUAUCAGAAGGGGGUUCUUCUUCUUCUUCAAAUCGGAAUUAUCAUCCUGGUGGUUUAUUUGCAAGUGUUGGUCAAAUGGGUAUGGGAUUUGGAGUAUCACCAAACUCACCAAAUCAAAGUGCACCUUCAAAUCCAAGAGAUAAUGCUAUAAAGCUUCCAUGUACUGAUCUUUAUGUUAAAUAUGUUUCGUCGCCGGAAUUUGCAUUUAGGAUAGUCGAGAUACCACAAGAUGCUGAAGUUGUUGAGGAGAUUGAGGAAGGAUUGGUGAAGAAAAAUAAGGGGGGGUUUAAAUUGAAGGUAAAGGUUGCGAAUCCUUCGUUGAGGAGAUUGUUAAGUGGGGCAAUUGCCGGGGCUGUCUCUAGAACUGCUGUUGCUCCAUUGGAAACAAUUAGAACACAUUUGAUGGUUGGGACUAGUGGGGAUUCAUCAACUGAAGUGUUUAAUAGUAUUAUGAAAACGGAUGGAUGGAAGGGUUUGUUUAGAGGUAAUUUGAUUAAUGUCAUUCGUGUCGCCCCCAGCAAGGCUAUUGAGUUAUUUGCUUAUGAUACAGUAAAGAAGCAUUUGACACCAAACCCAGGGGAACCCUCAAAGAUUCCUAUCCCUCCUUCACUGAUUGCAGGAGCCUGCGCUGGAGUUAGCUCAACUUUGUGUACAUACCCUCUUGAGCUUGUUAAAACUCGUCUAACCGUACAGACAGGUGUUUACGAUAAUCUUUUACACGCUUUUGUGAAAAUUGUUCAAGAAGAGGGGGCUGGAGAGCUGUUUCGAGGUCUUACCCCAAGUCUAAUUGGAGUAAUCCCAUAUGCUGCAGCAAACUACUGUGCUUAUGACAUGCUUCGAAAGGGAUACCGAAAAGUCUUUAAGAAAGAAGAAAUCAGUAACAUUGCCACACUAUUGAUAGGAUCAGCAGCUGGUGCGAUUUCAAGUACUGCCACAUUUCCGCUUGAGGUGGCUCGUAAACAAAUGCAGGUGGGUGCUUUGAGUGGAAGACAAGUUUAUAACAAUAUGCUUCAUGCACUUGCAUGCAUAUUAAAGAAAGAAGGCCUCCCUGGUCUUUACAGAGGGUUAGGACCGAGCUGUAUGAAACUAGUUCCAGCAGCUGGGAUUUCUUUCAUGUGUUAUGAAGCAUGCAAAAAGAUAUUGGUAGAGAAAGAAGGUGAUGCAUAAAAAAGAAAAUCUACGUCGCCGGUAAUUAGUUCUUUACAAAGUUCUACAAAAGAAACAAGUGCUGAAAGUCUUAUACUUCAAAGUUUUUGGAUUCAUUAGAUUUAUUUUUUAGAGAUUUCGGAAUUUUUGUUUAACUUUAGAGGUUUGAAUUAAACACAAAGAAACCUUGUGUGUUUGAGGUGAGAACUGAAGUGGGUUUUGAAAUCCCUGGUAUUUUUCAUUAUUAGUUUAUAUUCAUUUUUCUGGUUUACCACAACACUGAUUCUACAUUGAAUUCAAAUCACAAUUAAAAUGCUUCUACAAU